This is a messenger RNA of Danio rerio (zebrafish), 1606 nucleotides long. It is a transcript of the gene hoxb1b, whose product is annotated as homeobox B1b. Gene Ontology annotation, biological process: regulation of DNA-templated transcription; regulation of transcription by RNA polymerase II; animal organ development. The record is from RefSeq and is marked provisional. Gene Ontology annotation, cellular component: nucleus. Gene Ontology annotation, molecular function: DNA binding; DNA-binding transcription factor activity, RNA polymerase II-specific; sequence-specific DNA binding. NCBI's taxonomy places the organism in Eukaryota, Metazoa, Chordata, Actinopteri, Cypriniformes, Danionidae.
AUUUAUAGCUCGCUAAACAAAUACAGUUGUCCUCACCGUCACAGGUACACAAUAGCUAUAAAUUAUCUCUUGCUGUACUCGCUUUAAUUCACAUUAGACCUACAUAGCGACUUUAUCAGAUUGACGGGUGGAUUCGAUUGAUGUGUUUGUCAUGUAAAUACGAAUCGUUUGAUGGACACCUGCAACGCCCAGAGUGCUACCGCAGGUCGCACACUAUUGGCGCAAAAUUAGUCACAUGAUCUGUCACUUAACUGAUAUGAGCUCAGAUACAACUUUGCGUGGUUUGACAUACUGCUUAGAGGUUGUAGGGGCACUGGGACCACACAUCAGCUCAUAUUGACCCUGCUUAAUCAAUUUUGCUUGGUCAGUCAACAAUGAAUUCUUACUUAGAUUAUACGAUUUAUAACCGUGGUUCUAACACUUAUAGUUCGAAAGUUGGGUGUUUUCCUGUAGAGCAAGAAUACUUGCCAAGUGCUUGUGCAAGUACAAAUAGUUACAUUCCCGAGGGACGGCCAGUCGGAGGAAACACUUUCACAUCGGCACCGCACGAAACUCAUGGCACAUCUUACGCACAAAUUCAAUCGCAGCCCUUCCACCUCAACGUGGACAUGGGUAAAACAGGACACAGCAAUUUCUGCAAGCAAACCAGACCUCCUCAUUCGGACUAUGGACAUCAACACGUUCUCACUCAAGCAGAUGACCACAUGCGCCUUCAGUCCCCUGGCUUUUCCGUCGUGAAUAUGGGAGCCAAUAUUGGAACUUACAGUGAAUCAAACUGCAGGCCUGGCUCGGUCUCUGCAAGCCACUAUCAAUCAUAUGCAUAUGGAGAACCCGAACCACACGGCUAUGGUUCGUUCAGCAAGUAUCAGGUCUCCCCUGACAGUGACAGCGACUCCAAGACGAACAUUAAACAAGCGCCAACCUUUGACUGGAUGAAAGUCAAGAGGAAUCCCCCUAAAACAGUUAAAGUCGCCGAAUACGGAAUCCAUGGCCAGCAGAACAUAAUACGCACCAAUUUCACCACCAAGCAGCUCACGGAACUUGAGAAGGAGUUUCACUUCAACAAAUACUUGACCAGAGCGCGCAGAGUGGAGGUGGCCGCCACACUCGAACUGAACGAAACGCAGGUUAAAAUCUGGUUUCAGAAUCGCAGAAUGAAGCAGAAGAAGCGCGAGAAGGAAGGCACGGCCCCGGUGAUUAAAAGAGUAACCCUUUGCUCUUCUGGUCAAAACGCAGACCACUCAACUAGCUCAUCGCCUGGUGCUUCGCCUACCUCGGACUCUUCCACUGCAAUUUGAUGAGUGCCAGACUUUCGUUUCGUUGCUGGAGGACUAUUUAACUUAUUCUGUCGUAGAAAAAAAUAUUGUUUACGUGCUAUUUGUGUUUUUGUGCUGCAUUAGAACUACUAAAUAGAUGCAUUAACAGGGUAUAUGCUUAACGUUCAAAUGUUCUUUUUCUUGUUGUUGUCGUCCGGUCAAUUAUUUUGCACUACAGAUUCAUUCCUCUGUUGAAAGAGUAAUAAAAUGUGAAAAAGACUGACAUGUUUAUGUAUUUCGAAUAUAUUCGGACCUGUGACCUGAUAAAUAAAUAUUUUAUUUUUCUGAAA